Molecule: messenger RNA, 1542 nt
Organism: Rhizoctonia solani
Lineage: Eukaryota; Fungi; Basidiomycota; Agaricomycetes; Cantharellales; Ceratobasidiaceae
Exons: 4
Coding region: 1-1542 (513 amino acids)
Source: RefSeq, a predicted model, not a curated record
AUGGCGGAAACAUUCGCGUCUCACAAGGUGAUGCGAGGCGGACCCCCGAUGCCGCUCGGAGACGCAGUCAACUAUUUCUCAGUCAGCGCUGCUACACCUCCAGGAACAACACACCCAUCCGGCGCAACCCUUCGCAUCAAACUAGACAACCCGCGCCCGGACACUCCGUUCAUGAUCAGAAGCAGUCAACUCAUCAGCGGCCGAGUUUUGAUCCAGUCCCCCAAGUCGCUCCGAAUUCCAAACUUGUCGCUGCGCGUAUACUUUGAAUCGCGUACGCUCUACUGGAACUUGGAGCCCAAGAAGCAGAGGGAUAAUUUUGAUCAGAUGGUGAUGAUGAUGACCAAGUCGCAAUUGGAUACCGAGGAUGAGAUGGUACCCGUGACGAGGCACGAAGUUCAUCGGGGCAUCGUUCCUCCUUCCAACGUUCCACUUUCGUGGGGCGCUCAGAUCGAGGUUCAACCCGAUCAGGAAACUGUUCUUCCGUUUUCGUUUAUCGUUCCGAAGAAGAUGACCAUCACUGAAUGGAGUAAGCAUCCGUACGCUCCGAGAGAGUUGUGUCGCGUCGAACGGUGCCCGCCUUCUACCCUUCGAGACUCGAGGUUUGGGAGUGUGCAGUGGGUAGUGGAGGCGAUCAUGGACCUCGUGCCUGAUCCGAAAUCCAAACAGGAUUACGAUACCAUGUUGCGCCAACCGACGAGCGGACAAGUCGUUACGCGUAUCGCGUUUCCGUUUGUGCCCAGUUUGGAAGACGUCUCUGCUCUCAGAACUGAGCCGUUCUUUGGCCAUGAUCCAGCAAAGGACCUGUACGGAUCUCGGAGACUAAGCGAAGAAGAGCUCGAGUCUGAAAAAAAGGCGGUAAUGGAGCGGGUCCGAGCGCGUGGAGGCAAGUGGGAAGUGUAUUCAAAGGGAUUUCCGACUGGAAAGAGUAACAUGUGGUCCGAGGUAUGCACAUCUGCUGGAGCGACCAUAUCUACCAAUUCUGCGACACUUCCUAUCCUUCUUUUCAUCAAGCAUGGUGGAGCUCAAAAGAGUAUGAAAUCACUCUUCCGUACUGCUAAACCCGUACCAGUAUACCUUCAUCGUGCGCUGGUUAUUCUUUCGCGGGUUACCUCUACCAGGGGCGGAAAAGAGAUCAAACCACACGUCAACGAGGUGACUGUUCGCCAACAAGAGUUUUUAUUUGAUAGCCAGACAUCUGGCUCAUCUGCUCCAACGGGACGUGCUAUCUUGUACGAAGAUGUCGAGCCGGUCGAAGUUGAUUUAACAUUGGAUCUACAAUCCGAAGCCCUGUAUGGUAAUCAACAGUCCAUUCCAGCAAGGCACCUUUCUCCUAGCUUCCGUACGCCUAACUUUCAACACGAGUUUCUUCUUACGAUAUUGUUAUCCUUUGCUGGAGACAAGACUGAUAGGUCUCCAGUGAGGUUUACAGUUCAGGUCCUCCCCGCUGCUGGCGAAGAUGGAAACCAGCUACCACCUUUUGAAGAGGUAGCUACUGAUGUACUACCUCCGGCAUUUGCUGAAGGCGGUGGUACUUCUAAUUAG